AUUUACGUUUCGCUGUGCCACAGAAGAUGGCGGCCAGCGAAGAGAGUUGUGAUGGGAAUCCAAAUUUUGCUGUCAUAUGUUCCUUUAUCGCAAAAUUUGGAGAUGAUUGUGGAGUUAAUGUUACUAUUCCUUACCUUCAGCAAAUGUUAGAAGACACUAAAAAUGUAAAUGAAGAUCUAAAAGAAUUACACAUUCAUUUAUUAAGAAGAGGACGAAAAAGAGUUAAUAAAGAGCGAUGGGAAAAGUCCUUAAUCAAAUUUUGCCAUGAGUAUUCAAGUGUGGAUGCUUGGGAAUUGGAACGGUUUGGAUACAAAAAGGCAAAGCUUUCUGUGAAAUUAGAACUUUUGAAGCGAUUACUUGAGCUACAGUUUGACAGCAAUGCUAAAUUUAAAGGAGAAGUAAAUAAGCAAGAUGCACAGUCUCUACGUAUUCUUCCUAUUGGUCGAGAUAUUGAUGGUAAUAUGUAUUGGUAUCAAUUAGAUAAAGAACAUAAUAUGAGAUUAUAUCGACAAGAAGUUGGAGAAGAAAAUGUUUGGCAACUUUUAUGCUCAACGAAAGAAGGCUUGAAAGACCUUGUUACAUCAUUAGAAAGAAAGAGUGGCAAAUUUAAAGAUGAAGAUUUAUCUAAAGAUGAGCCACUUGAAUCCAAAACAUUACCUGAAGUUAUGGAUGUAACUGUGCCUAAAAAAGAUACUCCUGUAAAAAACUGUGUUUCUGAAAUUGUUCCAAACAAAAGUGAAACAGAUAUGGAAGUUGAUAUGCAAGAAGUCUCUACUAAAACUGAUCUGAAACCAGUAGAGAAAAUUAGCAACUUGUCUAAUUCAGAUAAUUGCAUUAAAUCUGAACACUCAACAGAUAAAAAAAAUGAACCUAUUCCUAUGGAAAUUGACAGUGAACCAAAAACUGAUACUGAAACAAAUAGUUCUGAAAGUGUAGUUAAGGAUGAUAGUAAGUUGUUAAGUUCUACACUGGUAACUCAUGAAAAAAUCCAAGCAGAAUCAAAUAAAAGUUUGUGUAAUAAUACUGUUACUCCAGCUGAAAGUUUAGACCAAGAAAGCAAAUUCAAAGUUGGGAAAAUAAAAUUGUAUGAGAAAUGGAGCAAUGAAAAAAAGAAACUAGCUGCUGCUCAAUCUGAAUGUAGUUUAGUUUCCAGUGAUUCAUUACCAAGUAAUAAAGAACAUGUAGAUCCAGAACGUUCUGUUGCUGUGAAUCCUGAAGUUGAUGUUUUGUGCAAUGUUUCAGAAAAGUCUAAUCUUUUAAAACACAAUGAUGGAUUUCCUUCAAAUAUUGACCAAAGUAGUUGCAAUGACGAAGUACCAAUGGACUUGAGCAUAACUUGUCGGACUUCUGAUGGAAUCAAACAAAAUGCAUCAGUGACUAAUAAUCAUUCUAUUACUGUGCCCCUUCCUAUUGAUAGUAAAAAUUCAUUAUUUUCUGAUUCCAAAAGAAGUGAUUCUCGGAGAAAUAUUCAUUCAGAAAGUGCUAUAGAAAAUCCUCUCUCUGACAAAUGUUCUAAUGUAGAAAACUCUAGUAUGAACAUUAAUCCUCAAGUACCACGGCCAUUUAAAAAGAAACAUUUAUCUAUGGUGAAAGAUGAUUCUAUUAAAGGAAAUUAUGAACAUGCUCGUAAGUCAGUGAUAUUUGAAGUUAAAAACAGUAAAUUAUUAAACCAAUAUGUAGACAUACCUUACAAUCAUGAUGACAGACCAUCACAAGUUUCAGGCUUUUCCCAUUUGCAAGCCUUACAGAACAUGUGUGAUAAUAACCCCAUGGCUGGUCUUCAGAAUAGUGUUAUUCAAUCUAUAACUCAUGAUAAAAAAUCAAAACUGGAUUCUAAUUCUUGUAAAAAGAUAAAUGCCAACGAAAAGCCUUCAUUUAGUGGUACAUGUUUUGAUAAUUUAAGUAAGUAUAAUUUUAGUGGUGCACAAGUGUCCACUGACAUCAAAAGUGCUGCUGAAUGUGAAGUAACAGAUACGUUAUUAAAAUCUAACGUAAACUGUAGUCCUGUAAGUUCUCAAAAGGAUAAGCAUGAAAUGAGUGUUCCUGAACUAAACUGUGAAAGCAUCUGUACAAAAUCUGAGAUAACAAAUCAGAAUUGUGAAACAGAUACUAAAAAUAAAAUAGAUAUGCUUAAACAAAAAGAACAGAAUUCUGUGAAAAAGGACAUUAAAAGCAAUUCUCAGUGUUCUGAAAAUGUUUCUAAAGUACCAGUAGAAGCUGUUGAUUCAACAGAAUAUGCGAAGAAGUCAUCUGAAGAAUCAAUUAAAAUGAAGAAAAUCCAGCCUACAGUGUUAGAUGCUGAUGAUAGUACUCAUUCUGUUGUGCAAAAUGAUAAAUCUUGUAGUAAUGCCGAGGUAAGGUCUGAUGGUAAAGAAAAGGAAUUGAUGGGAUCUUUUGAUAAAAAUGCUAAUCAAGUUGAGGUAUCUGCAUCAAAAAUUACUGAAUGUUGUACUUUAAAGGUAGAAUCAUCUGAAAAUACUGAAAAUUCUGUUGGUGGUAACAAUAAGCAAGAAGACAAAAAAUAUCUAGUGACUGGUAGAGAGGAAGGGCAAGAGAUAAAACCUGUUGACAGUAGUGAACAGACUUCUAAAAAAAUUAAACUAACUGAUGAAGAACCAGAAGAGCCUUUAAAAUCUUCUGACAUUGGGGAGCAGUCUGCCAGGAAAAUAACUGAUAAGCAGCUAACAUCAUCAGAGGAAGUUCUUGAGAACAAGAACCUUUCUGUUCCGAAAGAUGAAAUAAAAAUGUGUGUGAUUAGUCCUGAUAAUGAUAUUGUUAGAAACGAUUCUGACAUUAAAAAAUCUUCAGAUGAGUUAGAUAAAAGUCUUAAAGCAGAUAAAUGUGCUUCAACAAAAUCUCAAGAAAACAUUGAUUCAUCUGUUUCAUCGUCUAGCACUGCUUCUUUUGAAACUGGAAUUAAAUCUGUAGAAGAUAAUUCUAAGUGUUCUGAGAUGGAUUCGUAUUGUCCAGAAAGUGAGGUUUCUAACUCUAAUCCUAUUUGCCAGAAUACUGUGAAAAACGGUAUCUCAGAGUCUCAUAAUUUAAAUAAUUCAGAUAGGGAAAGUGAAAAAUGUGCUGAAGAAGUUUCACUGAAAAAUGAAAAAUCUUCCACUUCAAUAAAUUCUGAAUCAGAAACGGCAGCUAUAUCUCUGAAUAAUAUAUGUGAGGAGAAAAAAGAAGUAUGUAAAGAGAGUAAAGUUUCUGACUUAAAUUGUUUUUCAGUGGAAAAACAUGAGUCUGCUGCUGUAAUAAGUGAGCACAUUUCUGUUCUUCCAGAACAAAAUUCAGCUUCAUCAAGCAGAGAUACAUCUGAUAUUUCUGAAAGUAAUGGUCUUCUAAAUGUUACUAAGGAAAAAUUAUCAGCAAAAGCAGCUGAUGAAGCCUGUAAAAAUUCUAACUCGGACAUCCCAGGCGAAAGAAGGAAUAAGUGUGAGGUUGUAAUCAAUAAUUCUGAAUCGCAUAUUCAAAAAGAUAAAGAUUAUAAAGCAAACAAAGAAACUGAUGUGCCCUUUAAAAAUAACUAUAUCAAACCAGCAGUUGUUGAAGACAUUGACAGUUCUAAAAAGGACUCUCCAAACUGUGCAGAAAAUAAAAUUGAAAAAGAAUUGGAAAGUAAAAUAAGUGAUGGGAAUGCAGAUUGCAUUGUAUCUGAUGGUCAGUUAAGUAAAAAGUGUGAAUUACCAAACACUGGUGAACAAAUUUCUGCACAUGAAAAUGAAAUUCAUUUUGCUUCAAAGAAUGAUUCACGUCAAGCUGAUAUUAAAGAAAGUUUGACAAGUGAUACAUGUUCUGGUAUAAAAGAAAUUAAUAUAAACUCAAAUCUCGAUAGUGGAUCAAAAAAUCUGGAAAUUGUUUCUGAUCUAACAGAUGCUGUGGAAAACAAAGCUCUAAACUCAGAUCAUGCUACAUUGAUUUCUGAACUGCAUAAUGAAAACGAAAAAAGCACAAGUAAUAUUCAGGAUGAGGUAAAAGAAAACAGUGCACCUGUAAAUUGUGACGGAGAUAAAGAUCAAACGAAUAUAAAAAAUAAUGAAGUUGGGGAAAAUAAGUCUAUAUUGCUUGAAGCUGAUAAUAAAAUGAAUGGAGAGGAAAAUGAUUCUCCAGAGUCAGGUAUGAAACGUCAAGUGCUCAGUCUAAUGAAAAAAAUUUUGAAGAGGUUAAUAAAAUUAAUAAAGUUAGCAAAAAAGUUUCUGGGAAAAGUAACAAGAAAAGGUGCUAAAAGCAAAUCCAAAAAAACAGCUUCUGACCAAAACCUGGAAAAACAUUCCGACUGCAAUAAAUCACUGCCAAAUUCAAAUUCUGAACAAAACUAUAGUAAUGAUUUAGAAAAGAGUUGUAAAAAUUUAGUUGUGUCAAUUGUUGAUGCAAAAAUAUCUGGGAUGACUGAUAUGCCAGCAUUGAAAGAGCCAUGUUUAGAUGAAACUGAUAAAAAAGUGGCAGUGGACAAAGACAUUAGUGAAGAUUCAUCUGUAAAAUGUAAUGAUAGCAUAAAAGUAGAGGGAAAAUCUGAAAAUGAAAUGCCUGAAGUCUCAGUCAAUAUUAACAGAAUUUCAUCUGAAUUAUCCACACCAGCGACUGAAACAAAACGUAAAUGUCGUAAACCCCGCAGAAGGGCAAGGUGGGAUGUAAGAAGAAGCAGGAAAAGAUCAUCAAAAACUGCUUGUAAAGAUAAGCCAGUUAGUGUAUGCAAAGAAGUAAUAAUUGAAAACUCUAACGAAAGUGUUUUAGAAAUACCAAGUUGUGAUACAAACUCAAAAUCAAAAGGGUCCAAGAGUUCUUUAGAAAAAAAUAAAACUUCUGUUGAUGUAACAGUUAUAGAACUGAAUGAAAAUUCAUCAUUUGAAAAAGAAGAAGAUAUUUCAUUAGCUGUCAUAAAGGAAUCUCUUAAGUCAUCUAGAAACUCUGAGUCUAAAUGUGAUCUCAAAGUACCAAAUUUAAGAAUUUCGGUUAAAGAUAUGUAUGAUAUUUAUAUUGUAAUGAAUAAUAUUUGCCUAGAAACAAAGUUCAAGCACCCGUCCUGUAGUAAUUCUGCUAGCAUAGUUUCAAGUGAAUCUAAUUUAUAUGUAAAAUCAGAUCAAAUUUCUGGUCUAAGUUUUGAUACAACAAAUGAUGAUGUUAUUCCCAUUGAUAUAAGCAGUGAUAGUACAGUGAAAAAGAAGAAAGGCAGAUUAAGAACAAAAGGGCCUUCUCCAAAACCAAAAGAAUCAAAAGUUCCAGUCCUUAAAUCUAGCAUUAAAACUCCUGCAAAAUCGGCGAAAAAACGGAAUAUAAACAAUUCAAAAAAAUUAUCUGAUGCAAAUGAUGAUCAGUUUUCCAUACCUGAAGGAUUUUUAGAAAUAUUAGGUAAUGCUGAGAAUGAUUUGCAUUCUUCUAAUAAGGAACCCGCUAGAAAAUCAAGGAGAUCUGCCGAUCUGUCAGUUAUCUCUCUCCAAAGUAGUGAAGGUGAAUCAACUCCUCGGAAACGAAGCAGACGUAUUCAGGAGCAGCAUCAGAAAAAGAUAUCUGAGUUAGCUGUUGAAAUGGAAAGAGAACAAAGAAUGUUGGAACAGUUAGCAAAGAAGUCAAAUGCUAAAAAAAAUGUUCCCCCCAAAACACCUGAGAAAACACCUGUGAAGGCCAAAGAAUCUAAGAAACCUGUGAAAACAAAGCCUCCCCCUCCUGUACCUGAAGAAAUGUGUUUAGAUUCUAAACGUGCAACGAGAAAGAUGAAUAGUCGAUCUAGAAAUAUGACAAAAAUGACAUUGAUGUAUGAAGAUGAAUCUAAAGACAGUGAAUUUUCUAAUUCGAGGGACACAGACAAAUCAAAGAAAAGGAGAAGAGGUCGAGGUACUAGAAAAGGAUUUAGACCCUGGGACGUGUCUUCUGAGUCAUCAUCUUCAAUAGAGGAAUUAACAGAAGAGGAGGAGGAGGAAGAACAUGAAGAACCUUUGGUUUUUGAAGUAAAUGAAGAUGAAUUUGCUUGUGAAGAAGUUGAAGAAGAUGCUGAACCUGUAGUAAUUAGGAGAGCCAGAACUGCUAAAAAAAGUAUUUUACGUUCUCAUCUGAAGGAGAAAGGUGAAGAGCCUGUUGUGAUUGAUGACAAGCCAUGUUCUAAAUGUGGAAAAUACGAUAGACCUGAAUGGAUUCUUCUAUGUGACAAAUGUGAUAAUGGUUAUCAUACAUCUUGUUUGAUUCCUCCUCUCAUGCUAAUUCCAGAUGGUGAUUGGUUUUGCCAACCAUGUGAACAUAUGUUCCUGUGUGAAUGCUUACAAAAUGAACUGCAAAAAUUGGAAACAGUGUUGAAACAGAAAGAACGAGAAGAACUGAGGAAACAGAGGCUUGCUUAUGUUGGAAUAAGCUUGGAUAAUGUGUUAAAACCUGAAAAGAAAGAAAAAUCAGAUGAAUCCUCUAAAGAAGAUGGUGAUGAUAAAUAUACCGAGACUAAACGGGAUAGGAGAAAGGAUUCAUCUGAUGAUGAAAGACAAAAGAAAUUGUAUGGAAAACGUUCUGUCCGAGCUAGACGAAAUGUUAACUAUCAGUUUAAGGAAUAUGAUGAAUUGAUUGCAUCCGCUAUACAAGAAGAAAUGUUAGGAGUAAAAUGAAAUUGUGCCAAGAGGCC
Molecule: messenger RNA, 6598 nt
Organism: Stegodyphus dumicola
Lineage: Eukaryota; Metazoa; Arthropoda; Arachnida; Araneae; Eresidae
Biological process (GO): negative regulation of DNA-templated transcription
Cellular component (GO): RSF complex
Molecular function (GO): histone binding
Source: RefSeq, a predicted model, not a curated record